Lachnellula hyalina is the source of this 6270-nucleotide messenger RNA. RefSeq names its product Fatty acid synthase subunit beta (gene FAS1). The transcript is spliced from 2 exons. Lineage: Eukaryota; Fungi; Ascomycota; Leotiomycetes; Helotiales; Lachnaceae. The coding region runs from base 1 to 6270 and encodes 2089 amino acids. Gene Ontology annotation, biological process: long-chain fatty acid biosynthetic process. The record is from RefSeq and is a predicted model, not a curated record. Gene Ontology annotation, cellular component: fatty acid synthase complex. Gene Ontology annotation, molecular function: [acyl-carrier-protein] S-malonyltransferase activity; enoyl-[acyl-carrier-protein] reductase (NADH) activity; [acyl-carrier-protein] S-acetyltransferase activity.
AUGUACGGAACAUCGACUGGCCCACAGACGGGCGUUUCUACUCCACGAUCAUCCUCAUCUCUCCGACCUCUCGUCCUUACACAUGGAUCCCUUGAGCACUCCUUUUUAAUACCUACCAAUCUUCACUUCUACGCCUCCCAGAUCAAAGACCGAUUCCUCGCAUCCCUCCCCGAGCCGACCGAUGAGUUAGCUCAAGAUGAUGAGCCCUCCUCCGAGACAGAGCUGGUUGCGAGAUACCUUGGGUUUGUUGCACAAGAUGUCGAAGAAGGCGAGGAUGAUUCCCAAGGAUCCUACGCGGAUGUUCUCAAGCUGGUGCUGAACGAAUUUGAGCGGGUAUUCUUGAGGGGUAAUGAGGUUCACGCCGUCGCUGCGACACUCCCUGGCAUUAACCAAAAGAAGUUGGAGGUUGUGCAAAGCUAUUAUGCUGCCCGAGCCGCAAUCAACCGACCCAUUAGACCCCAUCAAUCUGCCCUUUUCCGAGCAGCGAGCGACGAGAACGCAAAGAUCUAUACCGUUUUUGGUGGACAAGGAAACAUUGAGGAGUACUUUGACGAGCUUCGAGAGCUUUAUAAAACGUAUCCCUCGUUUAUAGAAGAACUGGUUAGCUCAGCGGCCGAGCUCUUACAAAAUCUGUCAAGAGAUUCGAGGGCAGUGAAACUGUACUCGAAGGGUUUAGAUGUAAUGGCAUGGCUCAGCGACCCAGACGCCACCCCAGAUGUCGAUUAUAUGGUUUCCGCGCCUGUUAGUUUCCCACUAAUUGGACUUGUGCAGCUCGCACAUUACUCUGUUACUUGCAAGGUCCUCGGUCUGACUCCAGGGCAAUUCAGAGAACAGAUUAGUGGCACUACGGGGCAUUCUCAGGGCGUUGUUCUAGCUGCUGCCACGUCCGCCGCAGAUUCAUGGGAAGACUUUGAGGAAAUUGCGACCUCUUCGCUUACAAUUCUUUUCUGGAUCGGAUCACGCAGUCAACAGACCUAUCCAAGAACGUCUUUGGCGCCUUCAAUUUUGCAAGAUUCGGUUGACAACGGAGAGGGCGCACCCACACCUAUGUUGAGCAUUCGGGACUUGUCGCAAGCCCAAGUUCAAGAGCACAUCGAUGCGACUAACCAAUACCUCCCCGAAGAUCGCCAUAUCGCCAUCUCUUUGAUCAACAGUGCACGAAAUAUGGUUGUGACUGGUCCUCCCAUCUCGUUAUAUGGCCUCAACCUUCAAUUAAGAAAGGUCAAGGCUCCAACUGGUCUGGACCAAACUAGAAUUCCAUUUACUCAACGAAAAGUUCGAUUUUCCAACAGAUUUUUGCCAAUCACAUCUCCAUUUCACAGCAAAUAUCUUGCAAAUGCUAGCGCGCAUCUGGAAGAUGAUCUCAAGGACGUCCAGAUUAACAGCAGUGAUUUAGGCAUUCCUGUCUACAACACAAACACUGGAGCGGAUCUUCGAACUGAGGUUAACGGUAACAUCGUCCCCACACUCGUGCGAUUGAUCACGCAUGAUGCCGUCAACUGGGAGAAAGCAACAGUCUUUCCAGGAGCCACUCAUGUGCUCGAUUUCGGCCCAGGAGGAAUUUCCGGUCUCGGUGUUCUUACCAGUCGCAACAAGGAUGGAACUGGUGUUCGUGUCAUCCUGGCUGGAGCCAUUGAUGGCACAGUUCCGGAAGUCGGCUACAAGCCAGAGUUGUUUGACCGAGAUGAAGAGCACGCUGUCAAAUAUGCUGUCGAUUGGGUCAAGGAACACGGUCCCCGUUUGAUCAAGACCUCAGCUGGCCACAAAUUUGUCGACACCAAAAUGAGCCGGGUGUUGGGUGUUCCCCCUGUCAUGGUCGCUGGUAUGACUCCUUGCACUGUGCCGUGGGACUUUGUUGCCGCAGUAAUGAACGCUGGUUACCAAACUGAAUUGGCUGGAGGUGGAUACUACGACGCCAAAACCAUGACCGAGGCAUUAAGGAAGAUUGAGAACAACACUCCUGCUGGGCGUGGUAUCACAAUCAACCUCAUUUACGUUAACCCGCGUGCCAUGCAAUGGCAAAUUCCUCUCAUCGCUCAACUCCGUGCCGAGGGUGUGCCAAUUGAAGGUCUUACCAUUGGAGCUGGUGUACCAUCAAUUGAAGUCGCCCAAGAAUACAUUGAAACACUCGGUUUGAAGCACAUUGCUUUUAAGCCAGGAUCCGUGGAGGCCAUUCAGGCUGUCAUUAACAUCGCCAAAGCAAACCCUCACUUCCCAGUCAUGCUUCAAUGGACUGGAGGCCGUGGCGGUGGACAUCAUUCUUUUGAAGAUUUCCAUCAACCAAUACUGCAAAUGUACGGUCGUCUUAGACGGAGCGAAAACAUCAUUCUUGUUGCAGGGAGUGGAUUUGGUGGAUCUGAAGACACAUACCCCUACCUCACGGGUACUUGGUCUGCCAAGUAUGGCUAUCCCCCAAUGCCAUUCGAUGGAUGUCUGUUCGGUAGUCGCGUGAUGACUGCAAAGGAAGCACAUACGAGCAAGAAUGCGAAGAAAGCUAUUGCCGAUGCUGAGGGUGUUGAUGAUCACAAGUGGGAACAGACCUACAAGGGUCCUACCGGUGGUGUAAUUACUGUCAGAUCCGAGAUGGGCGAGCCGAUUCAUAAGCUCGCAACUCGUGGUGUCAAAUUCUGGGCAGAAAUGGAUGCCAAGAUUUUCAGCUUGCCGAAGGAGAAGCGUGUCCCAGAACUCAAGAAGAACCGGGAUUACAUUAUCAAGAAGCUCAACGACGAUUUUCAAAAGGUCUGGUUCGGCCGCAACAAGGCCGGAGAGACCGUAGAUCUUGAGGACAUGACCUAUGGCGAGGUUGUUCGUCGUAUGGUAGACUUGAUGUUCGUGAAGCACGAGGCUCGCUGGAUCGACAGAUCUUUCGAGAAGCUUACAGGAGAUUUCAUUCGCCGUGUCGAAGAGCGCUUCACCACAGGUCAAGGAAAGCCAUCUUUACUUCAGAGCUACUCCGAGCUUGAUGAUCCAUACCCAACUGUUGAGAAAAUCUUGGCUGCCUACCCAGAGGCUGAGACACAACUCAUCAAUGCACAAGAUGUGCAACAUUUCCUCCUGCUCUGUCAACGCCGAGGUCAGAAGCCAACUACCUUCGUCCCGGUCUUGGACGAGAACUUUGAGUUCUUUUUCAAAAAGGACUCCCUGUGGCAGUCAGAGGAUUUGGAGGCUGUUAUCGAUCAAGAUGUGGGUAGAACCUGUAUAUUGCAGGGUCCCAUGGCAGUAAAGUAUGCCAAAGUGGUUGAUGAGCCCGUCAAGGACAUUCUCGACGGUGUUCACGAUGCUCAUAUCAAGAAUUUGACACGGGAUGUCUACGGGGGCCAAGAAUCUUCGAUCCCCGCCACUGAAUACUUUGGUGGGAAAUUGAUCGACACUGAGCUUGAGGUUGACCUGGAAGGUCUCACAAUUUCACAAGAUACCAACAAGACAACUUUCCGCAUUGCAUCGUCAGGAUCUGCUCCAUUACCGCCUCUUGACACCUGGUUUUCACUGCUUGCAGGUCACAAGAGGUCAUGGCGUUAUGCACUGUUCUCAUCUGAAGUCUUUGUGCAAGGUCAGAAAUUCCAAACCAACCCUAUGAAGCGCAUCUUCGCCCCAGUUCGAGGUCUCUUUGUUGAGAUCUUACAUCCGAACGAGCCAGCAAGAACAGUGAUCACAGUAAAGGAACAACCAAGACCGAACCAGUAUGUUCAAGUGCUUGAUGUUAAACUCACUGGCAAGAAUGAGAUCUCGGUGAACCUGACAAAGGAGACUACCGCUCUUGGAAAGCCUCUUGCAUUGCCGCUUAUAUUCACGUAUCACCCUGAAGCAGGAUAUGCUCCCAUUCGCGAAGUCAUGCAGACCCGGAAUGACCGCAUCAAGGAGUUUUACUGGCGGGCUUGGUUUGGUAAUGAGACUCUUGACCUGGACGCGCCCGUCACUGGCGUGUUCAAAGGUGGAAAGGCCACUAUCACGAGCGAGGCUAUUAAUGACUUUGUUCACGCUGUUGGUAAUACUGGAGAAGCGUUCGUUGACCGACCAGGAAAGGAAGUCUUUGCCCCUAUGGAUUUCGCUAUUGUCGUUGGCUGGAAAGCCAUUACCAAGCCAAUCUUUCCUAGGACCAUUGACGGUGAUCUUCUGAAGCUGGUCCAUCUUUCAAACGGCUUCCGCAUGCUACCUGGUGCCGAGGCGCUGAAGAAGGGCGAUGUAGUUGAGACUACUGCUCUAAUAAAUGCUGUCAUUAACCAAGACGCUGGCAAGAUGGUUGAGGUUUGCGGAACGAUUACACGCGAAGGCCGCCCAGUCAUGGAAGUCACCUCGCAAUUCUUGUAUCGUGGUGUCUACGACGAUUUCGAGAACACUUUCCAGCGAAAGACGGAGACUCCAAUGCAGAUUCAUCUUGCAACAAGCAAGGACGUGGCUGUCUUGAGAUCUAAGGAGUGGUUCGGUCUCGAUGAGCCUGAACAAGAGCUACUUGGUCAGACCCUCACCUUCCGUCUGCAAAGUUUGAUGCAUUUCAAGAACAAGACGGUUUUUAGCAAUGUGGAAACUCGGGGCCAAGUUCUCUUAGAACUACCAACCAAAGAGAUUAUCCAAGUCGCCAGUGUCGAAUACGAAGCGGGUGUAUCGCACGGAAAUCCAGUAAUUGAUUACCUCCAACGACAUGGAUCUUCUAUCGAGCAGCCAGUGAUCUUCGAGAAUGCCAUUCCCCUCAACGGCAAGACCCCGCUCCUUCUAAGAGCACCUGCAUCCAACGAGCCAUACGCUCGCGUUUCCGGUGACUACAAUCCUAUUCACGUAUCUCGUGUCUUCGCCGGUUACGCCAACUUACCUGGUACAAUUACUCACGGCAUGUACUCUAGCGCUGCUGUACGGAGUCUUGUCGAGACCUGGGCUGCCGAGAACAAUGUUGGCCGUGUAAGAAGCUUCCAUGCGUCGCUUACUGGCAUGGUUCUUCCAAAUGAUGAUAUCGAGGUCAAGCUUCAGCAUGUUGGUAUGGUUGCUGGCCGAAAGAUUAUCAAGGUGGAGGCAAGCAACAAGGAUACAGAGGACAAGGUCUUACUUGGUGAAGCCGAAGUUGAACAACCAGUCUCGUCCUAUGUCUUCACUGGACAAGGUUCUCAGGAGCAAGGAAUGGGUAUGGAGCUUUAUGCAAGCAGUGAAGUUGCCAAAGAAGUCUGGGACAGAGCCGACAAACAUUUCAUGGACAACUAUGGUUUCAAAAUCACCAACAUUGUGAGGAACAACCCCAAAGAGCUUACCAUCCACUUUGGUGGUCCUCGCGGUAAAGCCAUCCGUCAGAACUACAUGACAAUGACUUUCGAGACUGUCGGCGCCGAUGGCUCCACAAAGUCUGAGAAGAUUUUCAAGGAGAUUGAUGAACAUACCACAUCAUACACAUACCGAUCGCCGACUGGCCUUCUUUCCGCAACGCAGUUCACCCAGCCGGCCUUGACCCUCAUGGAAAAGGCUAGUUUCGAGGACAUGAGAUCAAAGGGCCUCGUGCAACGUGACAGCAGUUUCGCCGGUCACUCCCUCGGAGAAUACUCUGCUCUUGCUGCUCUUGCAGAUGUCAUGCCUAUCGAGAGUUUAGUAUCCGUUGUCUUCUACCGUGGCCUCACUAUGCAAGUAGCCGUCGAACGCGACGAAAUGGGACGCUCCAACUACUCCAUGUGCGCCGUCAACCCCUCCCGCAUCUCCACAACCUUCAACGAAGAAGCCCUGCAAUACGUUGUUGCCAACAUCGCCGAGGAGACCAAUUGGCUGCUCGAGAUUGUCAACUACAACAUCGCAAACAUGCAAUACGUGUGUGCUGGUGACCUGCGUGCUCUCGACACCCUUACAGGCGUCACGAACUAUCUCAAGGCCCAGAAAAUCGACAUCCAGCAAUUGAUGCAAACCCUCUCCCUCGAAGAUGUCAAAGCGCAUCUUGGAGAAAUCAUCCGCGAGUGCGCCAAGCAGACAGAAGCCAAGCCCAAGCCGUUGGAUCUCCAACGUGGCUUCGCCACCAUCCCGCUCAAGGGCAUCGACGUACCUUUCCACUCCACAUUUUUGAGAUCCGGCGUCAAGCCCUUCCGUUCCUUCCUGUUGAAGAAAAUCAACAAGACGACGAUCGAUCCAAGCAAGCUGAUUGGGAAGUACAUACCCAACGUGACAGCGCGGCCGUUCGAGCUUACAAAGGAGUAUUUCGAGGAUGUGUAUCGGCUUACGAACAGUCCGAAGAUUGGAGCGGUGCUUGCGAACUGGGAGAAGUAUGAAGAGCCUGUUACAAACGGGGUUAAUGGAACGCACUAG